CUGUGCACGUACGCGUGAGCGAGUGAAUGUGUUGGAAGCAGGUGCAGUUUGGUCACUGAGCACGCACACACACAUGCACACGCACAUACGUUUUCAUCAAGAAGUCUCGAGGGUUUGAGGAGGAUCUUCUCCUGCGACCGCUGACUGUAAGUCAUUUAAUUUUUUUCUUCUCUUUUUGAGUGACUGCUUGAUUAUACACCUGCUGCUUUAUGAAUCUGAACAAGAAAAUUCAUUUUAAAAAUCGUCUUCUGUGCUUUAAGGUGUCCUGUUUGGACUCAUUUCAUGUGCAGCAUGUUGCUGAAUGUGUUUCUUUACACAGAUGGCCCACACGUAUGUGGCGUGAAGACCUGCUGAUCCUCUGCACACACUGUCAAGUGGCUGUGAUUGUCUCUGAAGCAGAGGAGGCUGACAUGGAAGAAGGAGACCAUCCAGAUGCUCCGCUUGAUGGAGAAUCAGAAGAGGAGAUGUCAGUGGAGCAGAAGAACGAGAAGUCCUUUCGGGAAAUGGUGGUCACCACAAAGAUGACCCUCAACACAAGUACAGAGACCACAGAUGAAAAGAAAAAUACGGAAAUGGUGGAAGGAGAAGACCAUCCAGCUGCUCCGUUUGAUGGUGAGUCGGAAGAGGCCGUGAUGGUGGAGCAGAAAAAUGAGAAAUCCUUCCAGGAAACUGUGGUCACCACAAAGAGGACCCUCAAUACAAGAACAGAGACCAGAGAUGAAAAGGAAAAUGCGGAAAUGGACAAAAUUGUGGUGGAAGAAGAAGAAAAAUCAGGGGGAGGAGGAGUGAGUGAAGACGAGGAGAAGCAUGGAGAGAAAAAAGUGACGUUACUGUGGGAAUCAGAGGCACCCUCAAAUGUAAAGCUGCCGUUGCCGGACCCUUCGUUCAACAGGAGAUGCAGUUUGCUCUCCAGUGACGUCAAGUAUAAGGAGGACUUUGAAAAGAUGAAGGGUCAGAGUCGGUUUGUUCCUGGAGCCGAACUUGUCCACGCCAAGAACAUCAGCGCCGUUAUAUCUGAGUCCAAGUAUAAAGAGGACGGAAAGAAGGAGGCAUCCGUGUCCCUGUACUCCGUCCUACCAGAGACUCCAGAGACACAACACGCCAGAGAGGCUUCUCACAUACAGAGUGAGAUUAAAUACAAGGGAAGUGUGAAGACAGACAUUUCCUCAUCACUUUACUCUUUACUGCCAGAAACCACAGAGACCCAGUUUGUCAAAGAGCUGACGGACAUCCUCAGCGAGAACAAGUACAAGGAGGAGGGGAGGAGGAGGAGGAGGAGCAGUCUCUACUCUCUGCUGCCUGAAACUCCGGAGACGCAGCUGGCCAGGACGCUCCACGAGUUCCAGAGCGAGAAAAAAUACAAAGAGGAUGGUCGGAGGAAGGCGUCCCUCUCUCUCUACUCUCAUCUCGCGGACACUCCAGAAAUCCAGCACGCUCUGGAGAUGUCACAGCUGCAGAGUCAGGUGAAUUAUCAUCCAAAGGUUGUGGUCAAAGGGGCCCCCUCCUCUCUGUAUUCUCAGCUAUCUGACACCACAGACAUCCAGUUUGCCAGAGAGAUGACCGAGAUGCAGAGUGAGAAUAAAUACAAGGAGGACGGCAAGAAGAUCCUGAGUCAGAGUUUCUACUCUCACCUGCCACAAACUGCACAGACGCAGUUUGUUAAAUCUGUUUCUGAGCUGCAGAGUCAGAUCCGGUACAAGGAGCCGGGGAAGAAGGACGUGACCUCGAGUUUGUACUCUCUCCUCCCUGAGACUUUAGAGACGGCGCACGCCAAAGACAUCUCAGAGCUCAUCAGUGAGGUGAAAUAUAAAGAGGAUGGUAAGAAAGAUGCUCAGAUUAAUCUCUACUCUGUGCUGCCUGAGACCCUCGACACACGACACGCCAAAGAACAGUCGAACCUGCAAAGCGAGGUGAAAUACAAAGAAGACGUGAAGAAGAAGAUGCAGAUGAGUUUGUACCAUCGGCUUCCAGAGACCACGCAGACGCAGCUGUCCAAAGAGCUGUCUGAGCUGCAGAGCGAGGUGAAAUAUAAAGAAGCCGGAUUAAAGGAGGUGGAAAGCAGCCUGUACUCUGUUCUUCCGGCAACCCUGGAGACACAACACGCCAAAGAGACCACCGAGCUGCUCAGUGAGAUUAAGUACAAAGAAGACGGGAAGAAGGAGAUGUCAACUUCUCUUUACUCCACUCUGGCCGACACGUCAGAAACCAGCUUUGCCAGAGAGGUGACGGGCAUGCAGAGCGAGACUAAGUAUAAAGAGGACGGAUUGAAGGGUCUCCCUCACAGUCUGUACUCCCAGCUACCAGAAACCACUGAGACUCAGUUUGCUAAAUCUGUGUCUGAGCUCCAAAGUGAGAUCAAGUACAAAAACGUAGGAAAGACAGAUGUGUCCACGUCUCUGUAUUCUACUCUCCCCGAGACUCUGGAGACACUUCACGCCAAAGAAGCUUCUCAGCUGCAAAGUGAGAUGAAGUACAAGUCUGCAGUGAAGAAAGAUCUCUCCAACAGUCUGUUCCACCUAAUGCCUGAGACGUUAGAGACGCUUCACACCAAGAACGUCUCCGAGCUCCUCAGUCAGGCGAAGUAUAAAGAAGACGGUAAGAAGGAGCUGAGCGUGAACUUGUACUCGCUUCUGCCUGAGACCAUCAACAGCCAACAUGCAAAAGAGCAGUCCGACCUGCAGAGUGAGGUGAAGUAUAAAGAAGGUGUGAAGCAGAAGAUCCAGAACACGUUGUAUCAUCAGCUUCCUGAGACGGCACAGACCCGGCAGGCCAAGCAGCUGUCGGCUCUGCAGAGCGAGGCUGUGUACAAGAAGGCAGCCAAAAAAGAGGCGAAUGUAAAUCUGUACUCACGUCUUCCUCACACCAUGGACACACAACACGCUAAAGAAGCCACCGAGCUGCUCAAUGAGAACAAGUACAAAGAGAGCAGGAAAAAGGAGAUGUCCAGGUCACUCUAUUCCACCAUGUCAGAUACUACGGAAACCAGCUUCGCCAGAGAGAUGACGGCCGUACAGAGUGAGAAUAAAUACCGGGAAGAUGGCAGGAAAAGUCUGUCCCACAGUUUCUACUCUCAGCUUCCAGAAACUUCAGAGACUCAGUUUGCUAAAAGUGUCUCGGCGCUGCAGAGCGAGAUGAAGUACAAAGAAGCAGGAAAGAAAGCGGCGACGAGCUCCUUGUACUCGUCUCUCCCGGAGACUUUGGACACGCUGCACGCUAAAGAGGCUUCACAGCUGCACAGUCCGCUGAACUACAAGCAGAGUUUGAAGAAAGACUCCUCCAGCUUGUAUCACUUGUUGCCGGAGACCAAUGACACUCAGUUUGUGAGACAGCAGACGGAAACGCUCAGUGAGGUUAAGUAUAAAGAAGAUGGUAAGAAAGAGAUGAGCAUCAGUCUUUACUCUCUGCUCCCGGACACCAUGGAAAGCCAGCGCGCCAAAGAGCAGAUGGAGCUGCAGAGCGAGGUGAAGUACAAGGAGGCCGCUAAGAAGGAAGCAUCAACGUCUCUGUACCACCAGCUGCCUGAAACCUUGGAAACGCAACAUGCCAAAGAGGCCUCACACCUGCAGAGUCUGAUCGCAUAUCAGGAGGGUGGUAAGAAGGAGGCGUCAUGUCCACUUUACCACCAGCUGCCGGACACUCCGGAGACCCAGCUCGCCCGAGAACUCACUGACAUGCAGAGCCAGAAUAAAUACAAGCAGGACGGAUUGAAGAGUCUUUCUCAGAGUGUUUACUCUCAGCUGCCAGAAACCGCAGAGAUUCAGUUUGCUAAAAGUGUGUCCGAGCUGCAGAGCGAGACAAAAUACAGAAAAUCCAGGAGGGAAGAAGCUGGGCAUUGUCUCUACUCUGUGAUGGCAGAAACGCCAGAGACGCAACACGCCAAGCAGACGUCACAGAUUCAGAGCCAGGUAAAAUACAAGGAGGGCAUUGAAAAGCAGCUGUCUGUCAAUUUGUUCUCCAGCCUUCCUCAAACCCUGCAGACCCAGCGGGCCAAAGAGGUGAUGGAGCUCCAGAGCCAGGUGAAAUAUAAGGAGGGAUGUCAGACAAGCGUGUCCUCGUCCCUCUACCGUCUGCUCCCUGAGACGGCUGAAACGCAGCUCGCCAAACAGCUGUCAGAGGUCCAGAGUGAGACAAAGUACAAGAAGGACAAAGAGGACCUGUCCUCGUCUUUGUACUCGCUGCUGCCUGAGACUCUGCACACAAAGUUUGUUAAAGAGAUGGCCGAGACGCACAGCGAGGUGAAGUACAAAGAGGCGGGGAAGCAGCAGGCGACAUCAUCGCUUUACUCCAAACUGCCCGAGACUCUGGACACCAAACACGCCAAAGACGUGUCUCAGCUGCGGAGUGAAAAAAAGUACACAGAAGAGGGGAAGAAGCAGAUGACCUCGUCUUUGUACUCACAGCUCCCUGAAACCACAGAGACACAAUUUGCACGGGAGAUGACAGAAAUACAGAGCGACAUUAAAUACAAGGAGAGCGGAAAGAAGAGUCAGACUGUCAGUGUUUACUCACGGCUGCCGGAGACCAAAGAAACCCAGUUUGCCAAAGCGGUUUCUGAAAUUCAGAGUCAGACCAAAUAUAAAGAAGCUGGUAAGAAAGAAGAGAACAGUUCUGUAUACUCCACGCUUCCAGAGACGCUGGACACCGUGCACGCUAAAGAAGUUUCAAAGCUGCAGAGUCAGGUGAAGUAUAAGGAGGGCAGUAGGAAGGAGGCGAGCAGUUCUCUGUAUCAUCAGCUGGCAGAAACCACGGAGACCCAGCUGGCCAAAGGGCUGAGGGACGUUUACAGCCAGGUGAAAUAUAAAGAUGGCGGGAAACAGGAGCUGAGCCACAACUUGUACUCACGGCUUGCUGAGACCUCAGAGACCCAGUUUGCUAAGAAGAUGUCUGAGAUCCAGAGUGAGGUAAACUACAGGAAGGACAAAGAGGACAUGGCGAGCUCGUACUCGCUGCUACCUGAGACGCUGCAGACUCAGUUUGUUAAAGAGAUGGCAGAGACGCACAGCAAGGUCAAGUACAAAGAGGCGGGAAAGAAAGAGGUCGUGGAUUCUCUGUUCCACCACCUGCCAGAGACGGCGGAGAUGCUGCACGCUAAAGAGCUUUCAGAGCUUCAGAGCCAGAUCAAGUACAAGCAGAGUGGGAAGAAGACCGCGUCCACCAGUUUAUUCGCUCAGCUGCCGCAGACAGCAGAGACGCAGCUCGCCGCCAAAGUGUCUGCCCUGCAGAGCGAGGUUAAGUACAAAGAGGACGGGAUGAAGAUGCUCCGGCGCAGCAUCUUCUCUCAGUUACCAGAGACGACCGAGACUCAGUUUGUGAAAUCACUCUGUGAGCUGCAGAGUGAGGUCAGGUACAAAGAGGCGAGUAAGAAGGAGGCUGCCAGCUGCCUGUACCAUCUGCUACCUGAGACUCUGGAUAUGCUGCAUGCUAAAGAGGCUUCUGGGCUGCAGAGUCAGGUUAAGUACAAAGAGGGCAGGAAGAAAACGGUCAACACCAACCUGUAUUCUCUGCUCCCGGACACACAGGAGAUUCACUUUGCUAAAACUAUCAUGGAGCUUCAGAGUGAGAAUAAAUACAAGCAGAAAGGACGAGAGCAGAUCAGAAGCAGUGUUUUCCAUCAAAUGCCUGAAACCAAAGAGAUGGAGUUCGUAAAGCAGAUCUCUGAACUUCAGAGUGAGGCAAAGUACAAGAAGGACAAAGAGGACCUGCCGUGUACGUUAUACUCCCUGCUGCCUGAAACUCUGCAGACUCAGUUUGUUAAAGAAAUGAACGAGCUACACAGCGAGACUAAAUAUAAGGAGGCGGGUAAGAAGGAGCGGCUCAGCAGUCUGUACGCGGUGCUUCCUGAGACCAAAGACACGCAACACGCCAAGGAGCAAACUCAGCUGUGCAGCGAGAAAGCGUACAGGGAGGAGGGUAAGAAGGAAGCCAGUUCCAGUCUGUACUCGCAGAUGCCCCAGACCAUCGAGACCGUCUUUGCCAAAGAGGUGACCAAGACCCAAAGCGAUAAGCUGUACAAGGAGAAGUACAACCAGGAGAAGGGGAGGUCCUCUUACAUCACCAUGACAACGCUGCCGGAGGUGGAGCACGCCAUGGAGGUCCACAAACACCAGAGCGAUGUGAGCUACAGAAAAGGUAAAGAGGAGCUUCAUCACUACAAUGCUGUGGCAGACAGGCCUGACAUCAUCAACGCCACCAACACCACCAAACUGGCCAGUGAUGUGGCCUACAAGAGUAACACCAAGCAGCUGCUUUACACCGAUGGUUCCGUUCUGGUCCGCACCGAUAUCCAACACGCCAAAGACGUUUCGAAACUGGCCAGUCAGGUGAAGUAUAAGGAGAACUUUAACAGGGACCUAAAAGGCCAGAAGCCACGUUACAACGCACUGGACUGUCUGUCCUUCAAACAUACGCGAGCUGCUGCUGCUCUGGCCAGUCAGGUGAAGUAUAAGAUCAACCAGAACCAGAAACCUGAAGGGUCUUCAGACAUGCCAAACCUGCUGCAGCUGGAGCACGUCCUGCAUGCCAGCAAGCUUCAGAGCAACGUGGAGUAUAAGAAGAAGUACGAGCAGACGAAGGCUCAGUAUCACGUGGCUGUGGACGCGGCUGAACAGCGCCACCAUAAGGAGAAUGUGGUGCUGCACAGCCAGGUAAAGUACAGAGAGGAGUACGAGAAGAAUAAAGGCCGCUGUCAGAUGGAGUUUGGAGACACUCAGACCUACAAAGUGUCCAAAGAAGCUCAGAAGCUGCAGAGCAAAAAAGAGUAUCAGCGGGACUAUGAGGAGCAGGUGAAGGGGAAAGCGCUGGUGGACGCGGACCAGACACCCGCGUACCUGACAGCACGUCACGCGAGCAGCCUGCUGAGCCAAAAGGCGUACAGGAAAGAUCUGGAACAGGAGGUGAAGGGGCGGGGCUUGUCUGGUAUGGGGCUCGAGGAGACGCCCGAACUGUUGAGGAUUAAGAAUGCCAAUCAAAUACUGAAUGAGAAGGAGUACCGCAGAGACUUGGAGAGGGAGGUUGUGGGUAAAGGCAUGGAGAUCAGUGCAGACGUCCUGGAGAUCCAAAGAGCCAGGAAAGCCUCAGAGAUCCAGAGCCAGGUAUCCUACAAGCAGACGGAGCAGCUCAGAGAAAACUCCUACGGGACGGUAACAGACACGCCCGAGCUGCUGCACGCCUCCUACCUCAAAGACAUCUACAGCCAGAAGCGCUACAAAGAGGAGGCGGAGCGUCUGAAGGGGAGCUACAGUCUGGUUGCUGAAACUCCAGAGAUGGCACGAGUCAAAGCCAAUCAGCGACAUGUCAGCUCCCUGCAUUACUGCUGGGACUCCAAGCUGAUGAGAGGUCUGAUGUCUUCAGUCACAGAGACACCUGAAAUCCUCCUGGCACGAGAGAACACCAAGAAGAUCAGCGACGUCCAGUACCGGCAGGAAGUGGGUUGUGGCACCGCAAUGAUGGACACGCCAGAGAUGGAGCGAGUCCGCCGGAACCAGGAGAACAUCAGCUCUGUGAAGUACCAGCGGGGGCUGCAAGAGUUAAGGGGGCGGAGCUGCACCGAGCUGGACACGCCCGAGUACAGGCGUGUCAGGAAGUCACAGGAUUCUGUCUCCAUGGCGAAGUACCAUGAAGACUUUGAGCGGACACGUGGGCGUGGCUCCUCCCUGGGAUUAGACCCCAGCAUGGAGCGUUACCAUCAAGCCAAUCAGAUGGUGGGAGAAGCCGGCUACAACAAAAGGAUCCACCCACACGGGACGGAAACAGACAGACGACCUGGAGGCAUCAUCGUGGAUUUGAAGGUGUGGAGGACAGAUCCAGGGUCCAUCUUUGACUUUGACCCUCUGAAAGACAACAUUCAGUCCAAAAGCCUCCGCAGAAUGUCUGAGCGAGCUGAGAGCAGACUGUCUCGGCAGAGCUCGCAGCAGUCGCUCACCCACAGCCAGUCUGUCAGUUCACUGACCUCUGACUUCUGGGACCGCAGCAGCACACCUGCCCCUGUCCUUCCUGGAGCGUACCAGCAGGGCAUCCACAUGCACCAGCAGCAGCAGCAGUAUCACCAUGGCUACAUGCACCAGACCAGCAUGUCGUCCGUCAGAUCUGCCACCUCCCCACCGCACUCCGCCACCAUGCGUGUUUACCGGGCGCUCUACGACUACGCGGCACAGGACCACGACGAGGUCUCGUUCCGCGACGGUGAUGUCAUCAUCAAUGCUCAGCCAAUCGACGAGGGUUGGAUGUACGGCACCGUGCAGAGAACCGGGAAGUCCGGAAUGCUGCCGGCAAAUUAUGUGGAGUGCUGCAACUAGAAGAAGAAGAAGAGGUCAGACAGCCAGUUUGCUAUAAACAGGUCCUAAAAUCCUUUGAAACAGUGGGUUAUGUACUUUACAGUUUGUCUGUUUGAUGAUAAACAUCCAGUUUUCCUCAGAAAUCAAAGUGUGACGUCUUCAUUUGACAGCCGUCACUUUAAUUAAGUCACACAAGAAAUCCAUCAGGAAGAAGAGAUUAUUCUGACCUCUGACCAGCGCUGGUGUCAUGUUUAUUCCAGGUCAUGUUACUGGAGCCGAAAAAUACCCCAAAAUCUGUCUAAAAAAUCAUUUAGAUUCCAGGAUUUUUUUUUUUUUUUUGUCUUGUUAAUUUUUUUGGCCACUGUGAUAAUUGUGUAUGAAAACUGACUCAGUGACUCGUAUUAACUCCUUAAAGACCAGAGUUCAGUGAGGCAACAGGACGUUUGUCUGUAAGAUAUCCAAAAAAAAGAAAAAAGAAAAAGACAUUCUACAAUACGAAACAAAUGUUAGUGUUUCCUUUAAAUUCAUUCAUUCACCGUGAGAGGGUGGUUUGUCCCCACAGUUUGGCCCCCAGGGGCUCCCGUGGCAUAGGUUGUAUAAAAAUCUUAAUUUAACAUUCUUUAAAAGUGUGCUUUAGUUUAUAUUGUCAAGGAUUAUGUUGCCCCCUACUGGACAGUACUGAAAUGGAAAAACAAGCGCAUUUAAAAGAAAACUAUUCAGUCACACAACUAAUGAGUAAAACAAUUUACAGAUGGUUAUACUUUUAAAAAGUUUAAUAUGAUGCAGUUAUUGCAUACCUUUAUUGGAAACAUAUAAACUGGUGUUUUAUUUUACUUUGAAUCUUUGUUACAUUUUUUAAAAAUUAAGUUAAAUAAAUCAUCCACAUAUUCAUAUAAAAUUAUUUUUAAUUGUAUUGUUAUUAUAUACUUGUAUAACUUUCUUUUAUCAGUAAUUGGUUCAUAAUGUGUUGAGUUAAUAUUAGAGGCAUUAUGGGAAAUGUAGGAAACCUAGGAUGUAGGAAGGAGGUGUGAGGAUGUAGAAAGAAGAGAAGUUUUGAAACCUGAGAUCUGUCUUUAAUAAAGCCAUUUUUAAUAUAAAAAAGGAGAAAUGAUGGAAAAUCAUGAAGACUUUAAGAAAUAAAAACAAAACAAAAAAAUAUGUUUUUUGUAAUGAUACAAUUAAAAGAUAAACAGAGGAGGAAUAGAUGGAUGGAGAUUGAAUACUCCAACUUUAAUCAUUAAUCCUGAGUUUGACUUCACAUUCUAGUGAGUCUGUUGAGUUUUAUUCUACUGACAGAUGUUCACUUUUACAAGUGUUAGCAGGAGAUGAAACAUUCUAACACACUGUGUUCUUUCACUUAUUCUUCAGCUUUUCAUGGUGUGUGCAUUGUUUGUGUGCUGGAAUCUGAUUUUUGUACCUCACAGAAUGUUUUUGUCGUGUUUCCUGUCAUCUGUGUUAUUUAGGGUUUGGAAACAGACUGCAUCAGAUAAAAGUUUAUCUGCUGAAUACAAUCUGGAACUUUUAUAUGUUUGACUUCACAAGAUAGAAGCAAUAGAAGAUAAUUUACUGAUUAUUUGUAUGUUAACUGUGGAUUUUCUUUUGACUUCUUAUGUCACUUUUGUAAAGUUUGGUUCAGUAAAUCAUCACAGGUUAUAAUUUAUUUACUUAUUAUUUCUAAUGGUAUAUCACACAAUCUCGGUUUUGCUGUUGUUGUCAUAAUUAUAGUGUGUUACAUGUGCAAGAAAUAAAAUCAAUGAUUUGUGCACA
Thalassophryne amazonica is the source of this 10040-nucleotide messenger RNA. RefSeq names its product nebulette (gene nebl). Gene Ontology annotation, cellular component: focal adhesion; Z disc. The transcript has 69 exons. Lineage: Eukaryota; Metazoa; Chordata; Actinopteri; Batrachoidiformes; Batrachoididae. Gene Ontology annotation, biological process: cardiac muscle thin filament assembly. Gene Ontology annotation, molecular function: actin filament binding. Bases 210 to 8294 code for a protein of 2694 amino acids. The record is from RefSeq and is a predicted model, not a curated record.